GUGUGGUGGUGCGAGAAUCUGUUAUAUCUUCCAUGAGACAUUUGGACGUACAUUAGAUUCUAUAAAUGCACUGGGUGGACUUACAGAUUUAGAUAUCUUAACAGCAAUAAGAAAUGCUACAGGCCCAAGACCAGCAUUGUUUAUCCCUGAAGUGUCAUUUGAACUGUUGGUGAAAAGACAGAUCAGAAGACUUGAAGAACCCAGUCUGCGGUGUGUGGAAUUAGUACAUGAGGAGAUGCAGAGGAUUGUACAACACUGUGGGACGCAAGAGUUACUUAGAUUUCCUAAAUUGCAUGAUAAGAUUGUGGAAGUGGUGACCUCACUACUCAGAAAGCGUUUAGCGCCAACUAACGCCAUGGUGGAGAAUUUAGUUGGAAUAGAAUUAGCGUAUAUUAACACAAAGCACCCUGACUUUGCGGAUGCCAGUCUAAUAUCCGCACUAAUACAGAACAACGAAAUGGAUAGGAAAAUCAAAAACAAAACCCAGAAUAAUGGUGUAGACAUCAAAGAGGUGGUAUCCAAAGGAAGG
Messenger RNA from Saccoglossus kowalevskii, 529 nucleotides. Its product is annotated as dynamin-1-like protein. The record is from RefSeq and is a predicted model, not a curated record. Gene Ontology annotation, cellular component: membrane; mitochondrion; microtubule. NCBI's taxonomy places the organism in Eukaryota, Metazoa, Hemichordata, Enteropneusta, Harrimaniidae. Gene Ontology annotation, molecular function: GTPase activity; GTP binding; microtubule binding. Gene Ontology annotation, biological process: peroxisome fission; mitochondrial fission; endocytosis.